GAAGAAGUCCUUCUUUCUAGUGUUAAGCUCUUUCUCUCUUCGUAUCUGACCUCUUCGCUCCUCCGGCAUUAGGGUUUUAGAUUCUAGGGUUUUCACAUCCUCGCUAAUUUCUUGAUUGGGCGUUGGGAUUAAGCGGUAUUGCUUGAGAUUUUCGGAACCAGUAGGAGCUUUGAAUGUAGUUUACAAGUAUUCUCUCCAACAACACUUCUCAAAUGGGAGGAGACUCAGAAAACGCUCACCAACCUUCUAAAAAGAGAGGUGCUUUGAAGCAGCUGUCACGUGAGAAUCCAGAUGCUGAUGAUGAUGAUAUUGGUUCAGCUGAACUUGAGAGUGGCACUUUCAAGAAGGCCAGUGAUGAGGUGUUGGCCACCAGACGAAUUGUCAAAAUCAAGCGCAAAGAGCCAUCACCAGCUGCAGCUUCCAACCCAUUCGCUGGAAUUCAAUUGCUCCCUACUGCACCUGCUUCGGGAACAAAUGCUCCUCUGGCUGAGUCUAAAGUGGCUCCUGCUGAAGCUGUAGUUGAGGACAACCAAAAGGCAGUUGAUGCUGAAGACGGCGAUGAAGUUGACAGUAAGAAGGUUGAUGUCAAAGAGGAAGAGUCUGAAAAGACUAAAGAUAAGGAUGUUGAUGAUAAUCAGUGUGGAAAGACAUCUGAGGACCAAGUCACUGAUGCUGGUGUAGACCAGACGGUCUCGGGUGUUAGCGUAGCUGUAGAAGGAGCAGAUCAAACUGAGGAUCAUGUUGAGAAGGAAUCAGGAGGUGAUCAGACUGUGAUAAAAGAAAAAAAAGGCGAAGCAAGCGUUGAAGCAGUUAAGAACGGUGAUGAUAAUAAUAAUAACGGCUCUUUGAGUUCGUUCCAGCAGCACUCAAGUAGCAAAAACGCAUUCACCGGACUUGCCGGCACACAGUCCUCUGGUUCUUCCUUCUCAUUUGGUGUCGUUUCUCAGGAUGGUAGUUCUGGACCUCUCUACGGCUUUGGCCUCGCAAACAGCUACAACACUUCUUCCCUCUUCGGUGCGUCUGGACCUUCCAUUAUCAAGAAGAGCGAAGGCACUGGGUUUCCUCCAAAGCAAGAGGUUUCCACAGAAACAGGAGAAGAGAACGAGAAAGUCGCCUUCUCAGCUGACUCGAUCAUGUUUGAAUAUCUUGAUGGAGGGUGGAGAGAGCGUGGCAAAGGAGAAGUCAAGGUCAACGUCUCCAGCAAUGGCGGUAAAGCAAGGCUGGUUAUGAGAGCUAAAGGAAACUACAGGUUGAUCCUAAACGCGAGUCUCUACCCGGAGAUGAAACUUGCCAGCAUGGACAAGAAAGGAAUCACGUUCGCUUGUGUGAAUAGUGAAGGCAGAGAAGGUCUCUCUACGUUUGCACUCAAGUUCAAAGAUCCAACAAUCGUUGAAGAGUUUCGUGUAGCUGUUGACAAACAUAAAGAAAGUAAACCAGUAGAAACGGCUCCUCCGCUGAAGACACCUGAGAACUCUCCAACAGCUACAGAUGCUGCCUGAAGAGAAAGGUAAAAGAAAAACACUGAAGAAACUCUCCUCUUUACCUUUUGUGUCUUUACUUUCAAGUAGUUGAAUUUUGAGGCAGAGAAAACUAGAGAUUCGAACAAGUUUGUUUGUUGUUGUUUUCAUUUUAAACAGUUGUUGAGACUUUCUGGUUGGCAUAAGACUUUAAAAAAAUCUGCAUCAAACCCUCUUUAUAUGAACCAUUUGUUUCAUAUAA
Molecule: messenger RNA, 1719 nt
Organism: Brassica rapa (field mustard)
Lineage: Eukaryota; Viridiplantae; Streptophyta; Magnoliopsida; Brassicales; Brassicaceae
Product: nuclear pore complex protein NUP50A
Biological process (GO): intracellular transport
Cellular component (GO): nuclear pore
Source: RefSeq, a predicted model, not a curated record